Molecule: messenger RNA, 849 nt
Organism: Salvelinus fontinalis (brook trout)
Lineage: Eukaryota; Metazoa; Chordata; Actinopteri; Salmoniformes; Salmonidae
Gene: fam131c
Product: family with sequence similarity 131 member C
Exons: 6
Source: RefSeq, a predicted model, not a curated record
AUGACGGUGUUCUCCGUUUUGCUCUGCGACAACCACAAGUGUCACGGGACUCGUCUGAAGGUAACCGAGCUCCAGAGUGCUCCCCAGCAUCCCAUGGAGGUGCUGCAAUCCCAGCCUGUCAAGGGCGGCCACGCUCCAUCCAACGGCAAUAUGUCAGAGAAGAAGAGCAGCAGUAGUUAUGACAUUGGGGAGUUGGCCACUUCCUCCCUGAUGGGACUGGUGGCGAUGAUCAAGGAGCACAUCACCAAGCCCACGGCCAUGGCCCAGGGGCGUGUUGCACACCUCAUAGAGUGGAAUGGCUGGGGGGGCGGGUGUGAAAGAGGAGGCGACUUGCAGGAAGAUGAGCAGCUCUAUUCCCACCUGACCAACGAGAUCAAGUAGGCCCGUUUUGCCGCAGGAGUAGCAGAGCAAUUUGCAUUGGCUGAAACGGCCAUGAAUGUCUGGACGAUGUACGAAGGUCCAGAACAGCUAUCCUCCAGCUUAGACCCUCUGCAAGACAGCCACUUCAUGUCUCACUUUCUGUUAGACGUUGGCAGCGUUGGGCUCCCUCAGCAGCUCUACAGUAUCCACACAAAGGCCAACAACAACUACGAUGCUGGCUACCUGGGGCCUCCACACCCAGUCUUUUCUGUUUCCCCCAUAUCUCCCCCCUCUCAGCCAGGCAGUGAGCGGCGCCCCCCAGAGGACGGGAGGACUGGAGCUUCAGAGGCCACCACCGUUCAACACGUAGACAGCAGUUCCCUAUAUGAGGAUUACGUUUUUUACAACUAUCAGAACAGAAGAGAAGACACUGUUUGGGGGACACUUCCAUCCCCACCUUUAAAAACGGAGAUGAAACAGAAGCACUAA